UUGGUUUUUCUUUUUGUUAUAAAAGGUGGGGGAGAUGUGGGUGUGAGGAAAUUUGGGGCAGAGAUUAGGGCAAACAGAAGAGCUUUAAGCGUGAUUAAUCACAAUUUAGGCGCUGUUAAUCCCUACCCUUGUGUUGUUAACAAAAGAGGAUAUACAGAAUCGAAUGUGGCUUGUGAUAAGAAAGGUCCCGUGCAAGCACAUAGGCCGAUCACAAGGAAAUAUGCUGCUCAAAUGGCUGUCUCUCGACCUCCUUGCCCCGAGGAAUCAAAGAAAGCAAAAACAUCAUCAUCAUCAUCAGCCACAGAGUUCACUGUAUGGGAGGAUAUUCCUCUUAUAGAUGCAGAGGAAAAUCAUGAGGCAGCUAAAGAACAGCCUGUACCCAUGUCCUUAGAACAUCCAGAGUUCGAAAUGGCCGACAAAAAUCAAAUGAAGGAGAUUGAGAUGGAGGACAUAUUUGAGGAGACUGUGGCCGAUAUUGAUGGUGGUGAUGUUAAGGAUCCGCUUGCCGUUGUUGAAUAUGUCGAUGAUCUAUAUGCUUACUACAAGAAAAUGGAGGUGCACCACAAAUUCGAACUUCGGGAAGAGACGUUAUUUCUGACCGUAAACUUAAUCGACCGUUUCUUGGCAAAGCAAUCGGUGGUGAGAAAAAAGCUUCAGCUCGUUGGACUUGUGGCGAUGCUUUUGGCUUGCAAGUACGAAGAAGUUUCUGUUCCUGUUGUCGAUGAUUUAGUGUUCAUUUCGGACAAAGCUUACUCGAGACAAGAAGUUCUUGAAAUGGAGAGGUUGAUGCUCAACACGUUGCAGUUCAAUAUGUCUGUCCCGACUCCUUAUGUUUUCAUGAGAAGGUUCCUCAAGGCCGCUCAAUCUGAUAAGAAGCUUGAGCUACUGUCCUUCUUCUUGAUCGAGCUUUGUCUGGUGGAAUACGAGAUGCUCAAGUACCCGCCUUCCUUUCUUGCUGCUGUUGCAAUAUGCACUGCUCAAUCGACAAUCUAUGGUGUCAAUCAAUGGAGUAAGACUUGCGAGUGGCACACGGGUUACUCGGAAGAUCAACUAUUGGAAUGCUCGAGAAUGGUUGUCGGGCUCCAUGAAAAUGCGGCCACCGGAAAAUUGACUGGAGUUCACAGGAAAUACAAUACGUCGAAAUUUGGAUAUGCAGCGAGAUGCGAGCCAGCUCGUUUUCUUGUACAAACACCACCACAAUAGUUUUUUACUGCUGACAUUAAUGUGAUUUUCUGUGUAAUUGUGUUUGAUUGUUGUGUGACACACUUAAAUUAUUGUGGGGGGGACUAAACUGCAAUAGUUGUUAAGCUGGGGGGGAAAUAGUAGCAACUUUCAGUUGCCCCAGGGGGGAGGAUUAAUUUUAAUUCUAAUGUUCAUGAGAGGCAGAAAUCCUGCACUUGUUUUUUUUUUUUACUGAUUCAUCAUCACACCUACUACAUUUGAUUAUUUGAGUAAUAAAAAUACAUUUAUUUCUUGUUCAGAGCAAA
Striga asiatica is the source of this 1487-nucleotide messenger RNA. NCBI's taxonomy places the organism in Eukaryota, Viridiplantae, Streptophyta, Magnoliopsida, Lamiales, Orobanchaceae. The record is from the annotation of a GenBank genome assembly.